AUGGACUUCGUUACACCUUUGAUGAACAAAAAUAACCUCACCGUGAGCAUCGGGCCUUCUCCUCAGAGUUCUUACCCCGACGCGAUUCUCAACGGGCUCGAGUUAAUGAAGAUGAACAAUUCAAAGGGAAGCUUGGCUGGUUUGUCGGUUUUGCCCGCUUUCUCGAACUCUAAAAGGAAAAAACUCGAACUAAUUGUGGGUUUAAGCGUGGGUCUCCCGUUGGCCUCGAUAGUUAUCGUUAUACUAUUGUUUUUCCACAGGCGAAGAAAACAGCAAGAACUGAUUGGUGUGGGAGGGUUCGGGAAGGUGUACAAAGGAGUAUUAUACGACGGGACAAAAGUAGCCGUCAAGAGAGGAAACCCGAAAUCCCAGCAAGGGAUGGCCGAGUUCAGAACCGAAAUUGAGAUGCUUUCUCAAUUCCGGCACCGACACCUCGUCUCGUUGAUCGGGUACUGUGACGAGAAAAACGAGAUGAUUCUCGUAUAUGAGUACAUGGAGAAUGGGACACUUAAGAGCCACCUGUACGGCUCGGGCCUCCCGAGCCUCGGCUGGAAGGAGAGGCUCGAGAUAUGCAUCGGGUCCGCUCGCGGGCUGCAUUAUCUCCACACAGGCUACUCGAAAGCUGUGAUCCACCGUGACGUGAAGUCGGCGAACAUACUGCUCGACGAGAAUCUCAUGGCCAAGGUGGCGGAUUUCGGGCUUUCGAAAACCGGGCCCGAUCUCGACCAGACCCACGUCAGCACAGCUGUUAAAGGGAGCUUUGGGUAUUUGGACCCCGAGUACUUCAGGCGACAGCAGCUGACUGAAAAAUCGGACGUUUACUCGUUCGGUGUGGUUUUGUUCGAGGUCCUUUGCGCGAGGCCCGUGAUAGACCCUUCUCUACCGAGAGAAAUGGUUAACCUUGCCGAGUGGGCAAUGAAGUGGCAGAAGAAGGGCCAGCUGGAGCGGAUCGUGGACCCGAAUCUUGCGGGCAAGGUAAAACCCGACUCGUUGAGGAAGUUUGGUGAGACGGCCGAGAAGUGUUUGGCGGAUUUUGGGGUCGAUAGGCCGUCUAUGGGAGACGUGCUGUGGAAUUUGGAGUAUGCACUUCAGCUUCAAGAGGCAGUGAUCGAGAAUGAUCCGGAAGAGAACAGUACAAACGCGAUUGGACAGCUAGCAGCUCGGGUGGGGGGUUUUGAUGAUUUGGAGACCGGUGGUGAUUCUGUGGCUCGGUUGGAGAGUUCGGGCGCGGUGGAUGACCUCUCGGGUGUUUCGAUGAGUCGGGUUUUUUCACAGCUGGUGAAAUCCGAAGGUAGGUGA
Molecule: messenger RNA, 1299 nt
Organism: Striga hermonthica
Lineage: Eukaryota; Viridiplantae; Streptophyta; Magnoliopsida; Lamiales; Orobanchaceae
Source: the annotation of a GenBank genome assembly